Eriocheir sinensis (Chinese mitten crab) is the source of this 3756-nucleotide messenger RNA. RefSeq names its product D-2-hydroxyglutarate dehydrogenase, mitochondrial-like. NCBI's taxonomy places the organism in Eukaryota, Metazoa, Arthropoda, Malacostraca, Decapoda, Varunidae. Gene Ontology annotation, molecular function: catalytic activity; FAD binding. The coding region runs from base 753 to 2354 and encodes 533 amino acids. Gene Ontology annotation, cellular component: mitochondrion. The transcript has 9 exons. The record is from RefSeq and is a predicted model, not a curated record.
GCCCCCUUCUCAUCCUAUGUGCCUACUGGCAGGAUCUAUCGACUUGCUCAAUCCACGAACUCUGUGGGCGACCCCUUUACCUCCUCCACUCAGGAUUGCCUCAUUACAAACAACCCGAUGAGCAGGGUCGGCUCGGGUAGUUUGUAGUUUUGUAGUUUGACAAUACACACAAGAAAUAUCAUGUGGGCCUUGUAACAAUGAGGAAAGAUGAUAAGAGAGACUAUAAAGUUUCCUCUUUGAAAAAAAGCAGAAAUCAAUUAAAUUCGUCUCUUCACAUGCCCAGGAUGUGGUUUCCAUCAAGUUCAGUGACUAUGGCCAUCCUCUCUAAGCCACGUACAGUAUACAUGUCAUUAACCUGUAGUACAACGAAGAGACAAAGUGCAUACCUCAAAUUUUAUUUCAAUUUUGGUUUCAUAAAUGUAAACUAGUAAUGUCCCAGUGUGCCCCAGUUUUUGUUCCACUGUACCCCAAAGUGGGACAUAGUGGGGAAAAAAAUAUGAUUUCUUGCGGACCACAGAUCUUUCAACCAAGUUACUCGAUCAUUUCUUUUGCAUGUGCUUAUUGAUAUUGAAUGGUGAUCGGUUUUGCCCAAUAUCUCACUUCAAAUAAAAUAAUUAUAAUGCUACUUUUUUGUCCCACUGUGUCCCACUCUCCCCCAUGUUCCAAAGAUGGUCUCGGUGGUUUGCUUGCUGACCGUGUGAUGCUUCUAGACCACUCUAGUCCACUCCACUGUCCAGUAGUAGGCACUAAGCAUGACAUUGCCUCUGCUACGGCUCACACCGUUUCUGAUGUUUGGAGUGAAGGAAGUAAGGCGAGUCCUGUUGACCCUGCUGGCCUCACGAUCGACCAGAGUGUCGUCAGGCUCGACAGCUAACGCUCUCCGGUGGAGCUUCUUACACACGUCAUCAUGCCAUAGGAAGUGUGAGCUCACAUCUAAAAGGUAUCAGGUGAAGAGAGGAGAGUAUGGCCAAGUUAGCAAAGACAAUAUUAAGUUUUUCACUGACCUCCUGGGGCCACAUCGUAUCAUCCUGGGGGAGGCCGAGCUGGAGGGCUACAACACAGACUGGUUCGAAACUGUCCGUGGGGCGUCCUCUGUCCUCCUCAAGCCCAAGACCACCGAGGAAGUGUCCACCAUCCUGCUGGCCCACUGCAACCAACACAGACUUGCCGUGUGUCCCCAAGGCGGCAACACUGGGCUGGCAGGAGGAGGCGUUCCAGUAUUUGAUGAAAUCAUCAUCUCUACGAACCUUAUGAAUAAGAUUGAAAAUGUAGACACGUGGUCGGGAGUUGUCACCUGCCAGCCUGGGUGUGUCCUGGAGACCCUUGACCAGCACGUCAGCGAAUAUGGGCUAAUGAUUCCCUUAGAUCUCGGAGCAAAGGGCAGCUGUCAUAUUGGAGGCAAUGUGUCGACAAAUGCAGGUGGCUUACGUCUGCUGCGGUACGGCAGCUUGCACGGGUCUGUGCUGGGGGUGGAAGCCGUCCUGGCCUCGGGGGAAGUGGUCGACUGCAUGAAGACGAUGAAGAAAGACAACACAGGCUAUGACCUCAAGCACCUCUUCAUCGGCUCGGAGGGAACGCUCGGAAUGCUUGCAAUCAACUGUCCGCCUAGACCACAGGCUGUAAAUCUUGCCUUCCUGGGCCUCAACACGUAUGACGAUGUGCUAGAGACCUUCGUGGCAGCCAAGAAGCAGCUGGGAGAGAUCCUCAGCGCUUGUGAAUUAAUCGACAGAUCGUCUAUUGAGGCUGUGGAGAAAAACUUGAAACUGAAGGUCCCGAUUUCUUCGCAUGAGUAUUAUAUGCUCAUUGAGACUUCAGGUUCAGAUGGAACACACGACGAGGAGAAGCUGAACACUUUCCUGGAGGAUGCUCUCGGGUCAGGAAUAGUGGCUGACGGCACGGUGGCCUCUGAGUCCUCGAGGAUGCUGCAUAUCUGGGGCCUGAGAGAGAGGAUCCCUGAGGCCCUCAGAUGCGAUGGCUACUUUUACCUUUACGACAUCUCCAUCCCUCUGACCCACUUCUACAAGGUGGUGGAGGACAUGAGGGAGCUCCUAGGCCCUAACACUAACGUCAUCCAUUGCUGUGGCUAUGGACAUAUCGGGGACGGAAACCUCCACCUCAAUCUUAUCACUAGGAAAUUUGAUGAGGAUAUCUUGAAGCAGAUCGAACCAGCCUUGUAUGAGUGGACAUCGAAGGUGAACGGCAGCAUAAGCGCCGAGCACGGUCUGGGGUUCUUAAAGCGAAACUCCAUCCACUACUCCAAGUCAGCAGGUGCCGUGACGCUUAUGAAACAGAUGAAGAAACUACUCGACCCCAAUGGGAUUCUGAACCCUUAUAAAGUACUCCCUGAUGACUGAGUGGUUAGUCAAACCUUGAACCUAUGUGCCGGUAACUGAGAAUAUGUACAUGUAUGUUAGUGGCGGACGCAUACGUAUAGAUAAUGUUUGCCAAUUCAUUCGCAUUGCUCACAGUAGGGAAGAAAACUACUUUUAGGUAAAGAGUGUUUUCGAUCACGUGAUCUCGUAGUCAUUUACUCAUUUUAGUAAACAAACUCUCCACGUGGUUGGCCGUGAGCCCUCCCGCUCGGACUUGCUUAUGGACUUCCUUAGUUUUCAGCCCCAAUGAAGUACUCUCGAUACUGAUGUUCACGUUUUGUGGUGGACAGGGCGAUAUAUGAACCUAAAUUAAAACUACACGUGUUAAUCAAGAUUCAUACGCCAUCGAAGAGGAACAAAUGUGUUCAAGUAGUGAGGCACUACCAGACAUCUGCUAUUUUCUGGUUUCUUUACCCAACCCCGACUACAAGAUGAACAACACGAAGGUCUACAAGAGUCUGCAGACGUACAAGUUUUUCACAAGUGGUUGUUAGGUGAAGGAAGUGUGUGUUACAGCCCCACGUCAGCCAGCCAUCGGCUGAGGGAGGACAGGUCUGGAUGCGCGUAUUCUUUGUCAUACAUUUUGACCAUCUUAUUUUACUGUCUCCUAAGCAUAAUGUUACUAUUGGAGAGAAGUUUCAUGAUUCAUAUUAGUUAUGGAAGGUCAGGUUUGUUAAGAUUAUAGUAGCAUACGGACUACGGUAUAGUGUAGAUAUAAAUUGCAACAUAUAGCUUGGGAGCUCUAGAUAAUAUGACUGCACAUAAUUAAGGAAAAUUUAGUAUUACACACCUGUUCAAAAUUAUAUAAAGGUCAAAAGUGCAAAAGCAAGAGGCAGAGUCCACAUUUUCAGGCUUCGACUGUCCAGACAAUGUUGAGGCACAGCUUUGGUUAAAAUAGGUGGGACAACCUCAGAAUGAUGCAGUCCAAUUAUCUACUAUUACCAGGAACUUAGAAUAGGUCAUGCUGUAGAGAGACAAACCUAUUACUGGUUAACUUCGAUCAAAAUUCCUUUUUUUUCUCAGCCUAUCAGUUUUCUAAGCAUAGGUAUUACAAGCAAUCAUUGCUUUAAGACUAUAAAGUUUGGGUUGAUGAGCUAUGAUUCCAUGCAGUUCCCAUGUGCCACACCAUAAUUAACAUUUACAGUAUAACCACAUAUUACUAAGUUAUAUCCUCAUAAAAAUACAUAUUGUAUCAGAACAUAAACCUUUUUAACCUAAGGUUACCUAUUUAUCCUAACAAAAACAGUUUAGUGCUAAAUUUCUAUGAGUAUAUGGUGAAACUUAGAUAAGAUUUGGCUCCCAGGAAAUUCAGAUGUCAGAGCCGAAUUUAUACAGGACCAUCAGAGACACGCCAGUCCUCGUCGACAGACCGACUUGGUCAGCU